AUGCUCUGCGCGGCCGCGGUCCGCAGCACCCUGAGCAGCUACGUCGCCGCGCGGCAGGCGUCUCGUCACGCUCUCAGCGCCGCACACCCCCGCUGCCAGCACUGGCAUCAACACCCGCGGCGCCAGCACGGCACCGCGACCCCCGCAAUGUCCACCGAGCACGUCCAGCACGAGGCGAGGCUGCCGGCGGGCGUCGCGGAGCAGGUCGGCGCCAUUCACGCCUCCGGAAAGAAGCUGUGCCUGUUCGUCACUGGCGGGGCCGCGCAGGCGAUUUCGUGGCUGCUGUGUGUUCCGGGGGCGUCGAGCACGAUCGUGGACGCACAGGUGCCCUACAGCCACGACGCCCUCGUCAAGGUCCUCGGGACGGAGCCGACAGACGGCUUCUCGAGCCGCGCGACCGCAUCGGCUAUGGCCCGGGCAGCGUACCUGCGCGCGGUGCGCCUUUCGCAGCCUGGGGACGCUCCGAUCGGCGUCGGCGCGGCGUGCGCGCUCGUCUCGAGGGACGUGAAGAAGGGCGACCACCGCGCGUGGAUAGCGACUUACGACGGCCGCCGUUCGCGCUCGUGUCGCGUCCAGUUGCAAAAGGGCCUCCGCAACCGCGUCGGCGAGGACGCCGCGGUGAGCGUACAGCUCCUCUCGAUGGUCGCGGACGCAUGCAACACGCCCGCGGCGGUCGCCCCGGGCCCCGGCGCGGAGAUCCUCGACGCCGAGGAGACCACCAUGUCGGACCCCAUCGCCGCGCUGUUGUCAGGGGGGGUGUCCACCGUGGAGCUCUCCGGCGGGCAGGUCUACGUGGACGCGCCGCGCGAGGGCCUCGUGCUGCUCCCGGGGAGCUUCAAUCCGCUGCACCAGGGCCACGAGGAGCUCCUGCGCGCGGCGGAGGCGGCGUGUGCUGCGCGGGGGGCGCAGCGCAGACCGUGCUUCGAGAUCGCGGUGGCGAACGCGGACAAGGGCACGAUCGCGCGGGCGGACCUCGAGGCGCGGCUGGAGCCGUUUUUGGACCGCGGGCUCCCUGUCGUGCUGACGCGGGCGCCUCUGUUCACGCAGAAGGCUGCGCUGUUCAAGAACACGACGUUCGUGGUGGGACACGACACGGCGGCGCGGCUGGUGAUGACGAAGUACUACCGGAACAGCCACGAGGAGAUGGUGCGGCAGUUCGUCGAGCUGGACCGAGCGGGGUGCAACUUUCUGGUGGGGGGGCGCGUGGCCGGCGACGACUGCUUCAAGACGCUGGACGACGUGGACGUGCCGAGCGAGUUCCGCGCGAUGCGGAUGUUCGAGGGGAUCCCCGAGGACGCGUUCCGGGUCGACAUCAGCAGCACCGAGCUGCGGCAGCAAGCGGAGGGCGACGCGUAG
This is a messenger RNA of Pedinophyceae sp. YPF-701, 1356 nucleotides long. NCBI's taxonomy places the organism in Eukaryota, Viridiplantae, Chlorophyta, Pedinophyceae. The record is from the annotation of a GenBank genome assembly.